Molecule: messenger RNA, 2058 nt
Organism: Perca flavescens (yellow perch)
Lineage: Eukaryota; Metazoa; Chordata; Actinopteri; Perciformes; Percidae
Gene: arf1
Product: ADP-ribosylation factor 1
Exons: 5
Coding region: 165-701 (178 amino acids)
Molecular function (GO): GTP binding; GTPase activity
Source: RefSeq, a predicted model, not a curated record
GGGCGACAUCUUCCAGCCUGAUGCUCACGGAAGUUUAGCUGGAACGGAAACUCUGACGUGUCAAAUUGUCGCCAUUUUCCUGAGGAAGGAAACGCCUUGAGGAAGGAAACAUAUCAACUGUGUAAGUUUUUUUUUGCCAAAGUAGGUUCCCAUCACCAGCCGCCAUGGGGAAUAUGUUUGCAUCGCUCUUUAAUAUGUGGAAGAAGGAGAUGAGGAUCCUCAUGGUCGGUCUGGAUGCUGCUGGAAAGACGACUAUUUUGUACAAGCUAAAACUUGGAGAGAUUGUGACUACCAUUCCCACAAUAGGUUUUAAUGUAGAGACAGUAGAGUACAAGAACAUCAGUUUUACAGUAUGGGAUGUCGGUGGUCAAGACAAAAUUCGACCGCUGUGGCGUCAUUACUUCCAGAACACACAGGGUCUCAUCUUUGUUGUAGACAGCAAUGACAGAGAGCGAUGUCAGGAGGCUCGUGAAGAGCUCUCGAGAAUGUUGGCAGAGGACGAGUUGCGUGAUGCCGUGCUAUUAGUGUUUGCCAACAAACAAGACCUUCCAAACGCUAUGAAUGCAGCAGAACUCACAGACAAGUUGAAUCUUCACAACCUACGCGGCAGAAACUGGUACAUCCAGGCGACCUGUGCCACCACCGGGGAUGGCCUCUACGAAGGACUGGAUUGGUUGUCUAGUCAGCUCAAAAACCAUUAAUAAUCACCUGCUAUCUACAACUAAUCUACUCCACCCAAUCUUUGACCUUGCUCUUUACUCUUAAGGUGUUGCUAAACUGAGUUAUCCUCUCCUAAAAAAUGUACUGGAAGAUGCCCACGCCUCAGCUGUUAUUGUCACAAACAUACAGGCCAGUGGUGGAGAUGAUCUGUUCUUGUAAAGCUGUCAGGUUUUAUUUUAUUUUAUGUAAUUGUAAAUAUAUUUGGUAAUGGGGCAGCUUAUUGCACUCUUACAAAUCCUACCGUGGUUAUUUCUCUUUCUGGCUGUUGGGCAGCCAUGUGUCCACUGAAUAAGAAAAGGGAGGUGAGGAAUACAAAUUUACCAGCACAUUUGCCCAAGACCUCAAUGCAAUCUGAUGACUUGUCAUUAUCUGGUCACAUGUACUGUAGGGAGUGAUCCAUGAGGGGCUUAUAAUUAUAAAAAAAAAAAAAAAAACUGAAUUAAACACUGAUGCACUACUUGCAGCUACUGUGGUUACUUUAACCAGUGACUUCAUGUACCAGCCCCCCAAAAGUGUGUUCUUAAACACUGGCAUUGACUAUUUGUACUCUGUACUGACAUCACUUUGUCCAAGUUGAGAACUCCUGUCUGUGAACAUUUACCAGCCUUUGUUAUACAGUAUGUUGACUUGAAUUGAGAAAUGCUGCAGCAAUCUCACAUCUGUGUUUCAUGGUUGUUUGAAAGGCAGGCUGUCGAGUCAGCAUUGGGUGUUUGUAUUUCUAAGUCUCAGGUUUAUCGUGUGCUGCCUUUGCAAUAUACUUAUUAGCUAAAUUGCAUGAUGUGGUCUGUUGGUCUUUAGGGACAUGCAAACUUACUGGGUGUUUACAUCAUUAGGCUGCACAGGAACUAUUACUCCACUGAGUACUUAUUUCAACAGCCCUAUACUGUAACUCUGUACUGGUAGGUUAUUGUAACAAAAGGAGUUGCACACUACAAUGGCCCUACUGUCUUCACUAAAGGCUCUGGCAAGUCAUGCCUUUUUUUUUUUUUUUUUUUUUAUUCAUUUAUCAAAUCUGGGAAAUUGCAUUUUGAUUUUAAUACAAAAUCAGUUUCAGCUACAUGUUUAGUGUAGUGCCAGUAUUUCUUCCUUUGCAGUACAGCAUUGUGCUUGGGUUAACACAUGUUGCCUUUUAUUUUCAAGCUUUUUUCUACGUGUGUUAUUUUACUGCUCUGAACAUGUCUUGAGGGUGCAUCAAACAUUUUUGUCUUUGAUUUAUAUCAACCUAAAUAUUUGAAAACUGUUAAUCUCUUAAGUUUGUCUGUUUUUAAUGUAAAGCGUUUGUUUUGUGAGGAAAAAGCACUGUAAUUAAAGUGACUGGAUAAAAACUGUUUCUGCAAA